This is a messenger RNA of Brassica rapa (field mustard), 1686 nucleotides long. RefSeq names its product protein PSY3. NCBI's taxonomy places the organism in Eukaryota, Viridiplantae, Streptophyta, Magnoliopsida, Brassicales, Brassicaceae. The record is from RefSeq and is a predicted model, not a curated record.
UCUUGUAUAUGGGAUUUGCUAGACAACUAAUGUGCGCCAGCAUGCAUGUGUAUAUAUCAUCCCAUGAUCCCAUUUAUCAUCACUUCUUGUUAAAGAUCAUAUCCAUCAUCACGAACGUAUCAAUGAUGGCUAACCACUGUUAACGUAUUACAUGGUAUGAAUAAGUAUCCAAAUUUUCCAUACAUUUCAGAUAUAAGUAGUCCAACUUUUGGUUGAGAAUUCCCCAUUUUAUAAAGGAAAAAGUCAAAAGAUAGAGGCAGAUAGAUAGAUAGAUAAACCUCUUCAUCCCGAAAUAUAAAAUUACGUCUUUUUCGCUGUACGAUAACUAUUGUUAAUGUCAACUUAAAGCGUAAAAGAUUACGCAAUAUUUCUAAGGCUCUGACGUCGACCAAAAAGGAUAUCAACUAUUACGUUAAAAACCCCACAUGAUGGUCAGAAAUUUUCCUUUUAAAAAGUGAGAAAACCCCAAAAUCCUUUUUUGGCCAAACAAUCUGACGUUGACAUGUUUUGAAACGGACGGUGCCUGUAAGUCAACGCCCCAUGCAACACAUGUUCGCCUCGCUUCUGUGCUAACUGUGGAAUCCACGAUUUGUCUGAAAUUGUCAACUCAUACAUCCACUAAGACGAUGCCAUAUGGUAAGCAUCAGCUGCUGUUUGGACAUCCGUAACAGGUUCUGUGUUUUCGAUCUUUGAUUUUAUUGCUACAUUAAUUCAUUAAUAUCUUGUAUUUAAUCGAGGUUUAUCUUCUCAAAGUGAUAAGUCAAAAUGAAAAUUAGAUACUGUAUGGAACCAUUAAGAUACAAGCGUCAUUUUCAUAUUUUGGUUAAAAAAUUACGCUGUGUAUUAAUGGAUAAGCAUACAUUCAAUCAAAACAUACAUGCGAACUAAGUUUGUUUUUUUUUUGGCUAAAAUCAUGCGAAAUAAUUUGUAGUACAAGUAGAUAGAUUGGCAUCAAAAUAUUCCAAGGACAUGCCUUUUUAGGCCUCUAUACAUACCAAUCUUUGAUCAAAAUGUUUUCAAGUUUGUUGUGCCCUAAAACAUCAGAGCCCUAAUAUACCUUUUAAAGUUGACAUUUCAAAAUGAGAUUGUAGAGUUUUUUACGUACAUAGAUUAUAAUAUUCGGGGUGUGUAGCACUACCUUAUUUUAAAGUAGUGUGAAAGCUAAUAAAACAUUUUGCGUUUAUAAAAGGAGAGGGUGACGAGAGGUAUAGUUGAAUAGAGGGCAGAGAGAGAGAGAGAGAUACAAAUAUAAGAAGGAAAAUUUAGAGAGGAUGGGUUAUAGUACCGCAAUUCGGCUAUGUUUAUGCAUCUUCUUUGCACUUUCGAUUGUCUCUUCGGCUCGACUCAGUUUAUCAUUUCCAGAAAAUGAAAAGAUGGUGGUGAGAGGUAGAUCAUUGAUGAUGGUGCACACCAAUGACUACGAUGAGCCAUCGGCCAACGGUAGACACAACCCACCUGGUGGGAGGCGUGGAGGAGGUAGGAGAGGGGGAAGAUAAACAUAACAAAAUGUUUUCUUACUAUGAAGAGAAAAAUAACAAGAUUAUAUAUGUUUUAGAGAUAUAUAUAUAUUUACAUAAUUAUAUAUUUCAAUCUUACUCCUUUUCUCUCAGCAUUUCAUGUAUUUAUAUACUGAGAAAUAAAACCUUUUGCAAAUAAUAUGUACUGAUAAAUUAAUAAACAUGUAUG